Messenger RNA from Thamnophis sirtalis, 6713 nucleotides. The record is from RefSeq and is a predicted model, not a curated record. Lineage: Eukaryota; Metazoa; Chordata; Lepidosauria; Squamata; Natricidae.
UUAUAGCCAAAGUUCUGCGCAGGCAUUCACAGCACCUUACACAACACAACACAACCACACAUUCUUUGCAACACUUUACACUACUAUUAUUUUUUGAGUUUUGUUUAUAUUCCUUCAUUGAUUCUUGUUUCUUCCCUCCAUCCACCUAAACCAUUUAUCCCAUAUCUGGUAGAAUUCUUGCAUUGGACUUCACAAAAUGUGUGUUGUGGCUAUGAAUCAGAUUGACCAGAGGUGGGUUGCUCCUGGCAUGCAAAAAACUUGCACAUGUGCAUGCUUGCUUUGCUUAUGCACACACCAGAUGCAUCAAUGUACAUUUGCACAAAAAUAGGUCUCUCUGCACAUGUGCAAAAUGUUUUUUAAAAAAGGAACAAUUUACAUUUGUGUAAUUGUUCUGCUUAUGCACAGAACCAAAAAUCCAAGAUGGCAGGCCUGGUUCCAGUGACCCAGGCCACCAACUAUCAGUUUGGCCAAACUGGUAGGAGCUCAUCUGAGAUUAACCCACUCCACCCCCCCCCAUGUAUCUGUAUAACCUGUGAGCUCUGGUCACAUGUAGUUGACAUUCCCCCUCAUGUGAAUGCCCUUCCUUUCUACUGUUCAGGAUGGAGGACCAAGCAGAGAUCAAGGCUAGCAGCUCUUUUUGUCUCCAAAGUGACUCCUCCAGCUCCUGCUUUCCUGGUGGCCUCCUUUUCACCUCCUGAGGAUCCUUCGCGACCGCCGACUCGUGGAGAAUGGACCAUUCUGUGAAUGGCACCCUAGUGGAGAAGCACAGCCCCAUAGAUUACGGAGUCCAGAUCCGGUUCAUCGAUGACCUGAAGGAGCCCAGGAGAUCCCAAAAAGCCCGCCCCAAGGCAGGCAAGUCGGGCUCCUACGGCGUUGCCGUGCGAGUUCAGGGUAUCGACGGUCAACCUUUUGUGGUCCUCAACAGCGGUGAAAAAGGAGGCGAUUCCUUCGGGGUACAGAUCAAAGGAGGAAACAAAUAUGAAAGGCCGGCUCAGACUUUUGAGGAGACUUUUCUGGGCUCUCCCAGAGCGGGGUCUUCAUCCAAGGACAUUUCGGGGUCCAUCAGCUCCGACUCAGAUCUUCCCGAAAAUCCUUACGGGGUGAAACCUUCUCGAUACGGGUCUCAGUACAGCACCUCGGAUGAGGAACCGGGUCUCCAACGAGUGCCCCAAGCGGAUAGCUUGGAUGGGAUUCGCGUGUCUCGCACCAACCCUUCCUCUGCUGCCCAUAGUGGCUAUCGGACCAUGCCCCACAAAAAAUCCAUGGGGCAGCAGCACCUGCGGCGCACUCAGUCCCACAGUUCUUUGCUUGAACCUGAGACAAGCGAACCUCAAGGGGUGAGCCACUCUCGAACUCAUAACUUGGGUUAUAGUUCCCAGUCCUCCACUUCAGGCAUCCCAGAAAGGGGUUCUGGUGCGCGGAAUCCCUCUCCCCCCAGGCUCCCCAACCUCAGGGAACCCACAACCACCAAUUUCUCUGGUUUGCGACCGGUCCCCAAGCUGGUGUCCUCAGACACAGACUCACCUGAACCGACCCAACCAAUCCGGACCAACAACGGCGACAUUGACACAAAGCCUCUGUCCUCCGUGGACUCCUUGAUCCACAAAUUUGAUGGGAAGGCCCCCCCGAGGGGCCGAGCUUCCCGCAGGACCCGGGUCUCCCCCGAGAGCCAUCAGCGCUCCCGGAGCCUUGACGGAAGGAGCGCUUACCGCGAUAUGGACGACGAACGAGAACGAGAGAUCAACAGACAUCAUCCAGGAGAUUUCAAAGAAGUAGCACAAUCCUCGGCGGCUAAGCCGCUCGUUUCGGCGAACUCCCCGGGCAGCCGGGGAGCCUCCGUUCAAGAGGUGAAGAAGGAGAAGGAAGUAGACAAGUCUAAGAUGAUCCAGGAUUGGGUCAACAAGAGUCUGGACGAGCCCGGGACGGAGAAACAGACGAGAAAAAUCCAGUCUGAUUUGCAGCUGAAGUCCACCCCAGAUCUUCUGAGGGAUCAGCAGAAAGUGGCCCAGCCGGGGAGCAGCGAAUACACCAAGGAAGUUAUCUACAGUAUCCUGAAGGACAGGAGCAGCGAUAGCGACGCCAUGGCGAAGCGGAAAACCAACCUGAUCUUUGAGAAAAUCCAGGCGUUUGCGGCCGUCCCUUCGUCGGAGCUGAGGGAGUCCGGCGCGGAGAUAACCAAAACAAAAUUGAAAAUGGACGAAGCGGACAGCCGGAACAAGGCGGCCCAGAGCCUUCCUCGACACCUCCAAAUCCGGCUGCAGGAACUGGAGGAAGAAUGCCAGCGACUCCGGGAAGCUUUUGAGAAGAAGAGCCAGGAGCUCCAGAGCACGGGGAAAGAGUUGAGAGACGUCCGAGCGGUCAAGGAACAGCUGGAAGCCAAGCUGACCGACCUCGAAGACCAACUGACCGAGAUGCAGAAGGCCCUGGACCGCUUUCAAGAAGUCUCCUCCGCCAGCCCGGAUCAGGAAGCCUUGCUGAAGGAGCUUCUGGAGACCCGCGAAGACCUGGAGGAGAUCUUGACCGCCAAGCAGAAGCAGGAAGACCAGCUCCGCCAGAGGGAACGCGAGUUGACGGCUCUGAAGGGGGCCCUGAAGGAGGAGGUGGCCAGCCACGACAAGGAGCUGGAUCGGGUCCGGCAAGAGUACCAGCAGGACAUGGAGCAGUUGAGACGCAACAUGGAGGACGUGUCUCAGGAUCAAGACAGCCUGGAGGCCGAGAGGCAGAAGGUCAACUCCCUGGUGAGGACUCUCCAGACGGAGCUUCAGGAGAGCCAAGAGGAGGCCGCUCACUGGAAGGAGGUGUCUCAGCGGAACAAGGAGGAGCUCCGUAGCGUCAAACAAGAGCUGAUGCAGGUGAAAGUGGAACGCGAGGAGUUUGAGGAGGACCUGAAGGAGAGCCGCGAGCACUUGGCAGCCACGCGGAAAGAGAUGGAGCAGCUCCGGAACCGUUCUACGGACGCCGAGGGGCUCCAUAAGCUAAGAAAGGAGCUCCGUCAGGCUCAGGAACAGCUGCAGGACAUGGCGGAGGAGAAGGAGGACCAACACAAGGUCCUACGCUUGCGGGAGAGUGAGAUUAUUGACCUGAAGGAGAAACUUGACGACGAGGUUGCGUCCCACAGCCAGGACCUUCAGGGAUUAAACUUGAGGUUCCAAGAAAAGAUGCAGCAGCUCCAGAAGGACUACGAGGAAGCGUUUAAGACCAAGGAGGCCUUGGAAGGCGAGAAAGAGGCCAUGGAGCAGACCAGGAAACUGGUAGAGUCCACCCUGCAGGAAAGCCAGGAAGAGAACGAUGACCUUCGGCGUAAGAUCUUGGGGUUGGAGACCCAACUGAAGGAGUACCACCGUUUUGCUGACAGCUGGCAAGACGUGGAGACCAGGCUGAAGGAGAAGAUUUUCAAGUUGGAGGCUGACCGCAAGCAGAUGGAAGAGUCCGUCAACAACGCCGCGGACCAGGAGCAGGACUUCCUGCUGGCCAAGAGGUCCCUGGAGAGUCGGCUGGAGGAGGCUCAGCGCAACCUCAAUAGGCUCACCCUGGAGCACCAGGACUUGAGCACCUCCUACCAGGAGGAGCUGAAGCAGAAGGAGGCACUCAGGAGGGCCAAAAACGACCUGGAAGAGGAGAAAAGGUUGCUGGACAGAAGCAUCGUGAAGCUGAGCAAGGAGCUGAAGCAGAUGACGGAGGAAUCUCACCAGGCCCUCUCGGAGCUGCAGUCCCAGCUGGAGGAGUACAAGGAGAAGUCGCGCAAGGAGAUCAGCGACUCCCAGAAACAGGCGAAGGACCGGAACGCGGAAGUGGAGAAGAUGCAGUAUGAGUUGGGGAGAUGCCAAGAUGAGGUGCUGCGUCUCAAACAGGCCCUCCAGGACAGCCAGGCUGAGCUCGAGAACGCCGUCCUGGACAAGGAACUCCUGGCCCAGCGAUUCCGCAACCUGGAGCAGGAGAUGGAGACCAAGCGGCGAUCCCAGGACGAUCGAUCCCGCCAGGUCAAAGCAUUGGAGAACAAGGAUCUCAAAAGCCGGCUGACCAGCAAUGAAGGACUGCAGAAGUCCAGCGUCAACGUCUCUCAGCUGGAGUCGCGGAUCCAAGAACUCCAGGAGAAACUCCUGGCGGAAGAAAGGGAGAAAAGUGUCCUGCUCUCCUCCAACCGGAAACUCGAGAGGAAGAUGAAGGAGCUGAGCAUCCAGAUUGACGAAGAGAGGCAGCAGGUCAACGACCAGAAGGACCAGCUGAGCCUGAGGGUCAAGGCGCUGAAGCGGCAGGUGGACGAGGCAGAGGAGGAGAUCGAGCGGCUGGAGGCAGCGCGGAAGAAGGCCCUGAGGGAGCUGGAGGAGCAGCACGAGACCAACGAGCAGCUCCAGAGCCGGGUCAAAGCCCUGGAGAAGGACCUCUGGCGCAAGGCAGCGCGUUCGACGGCCGAGUCCUCUCUCCGGGACGACCAGCUGAGUUCGGACGAAGAGUUUGACAGCGCUUACGGCCCGUCCUCCAUUGCCUCACUUCUGACGGAAGGGAACCUCCAAACCAGCUCCUGUUAAGGCCCUCUCGGGGUUCGUUUGGAUGCUCUCUGAAGAUCCCCCGGGAACUUGGCAAAAUCCCCGGGGGGUCGGAGAGGGAUCUCCAAAAAAAGGUUUCUUCCCCAAUUGGGGUGCGUGUCACCGAAGCAACCAACUUCUUGAUUUUAAAAUAAUUGGAGGGAAGGUUUUUUAAAUUUUUGGUCGCUGCGGGAGAGAAAACCAGAGUCUGUGAAAAGAAAAACUGAGCAUUAUUUAGGGAAUUUUUUUUUAAAAAAAUCUGGUUCUCAGGGCAUUGACGAGCGGUUAAAGUAACAGAGCCUCCUUUUAAAUAUGUAUAUAUAUAUAUUUUUUGUACAUACGUCGGGUUGCAUGGAGAUGGCGAUGGGCGUGCAAUUAUACGGUGGAACAAUCCGGGGCGUUAGAAAAAACGGGGCCUUGGUGCAUGGAAUUGGCCUUUUCAAGUCCCUCUGGAAGAAAUAUUUGGGGUUUUCCCCAACUGAAUCUUCUCCGCAUUGGCUUGGCUUAUGUCCCCCCAACCCCCAUGCGCCCCUUCCCCCCCAGAAAUCUCAACCAGAGGUGGCCUUCCAGAUGUGUCCGAAUCCCCAAACUCUCUUCGGACCGCUGGCUGUGAGAUCUGGUGGCAGGGAGUUCCGCGGGAUCUGGAAGACGGUUGUCCCUCCAUCCCUGUUUUUUUUUCCUUCUCGUUUUAAAGUAGUGCCUUUCCCACCUUCUCCCCCAAAAGAGAUUAUUUCCAGUGGGCAACUAGAGGUCACGUAGACCAUCCCGCUUAGAAAGGCGUGAGCAGUUUUGGCGCCCCCUCCCUUCCCCCCCCCCAGGAGGGGCUCUGGCCGAUCCUUGGUGUUUUCCUCCCAUUAAACCAGCCAGGAUUCAAUCGAGGGCUCUGAAGAGUUGCCAGAAACCCAGGGAUGUCCAUUCCACGCUCAUCUCGGUGGCAAGAAGCAAAUUUAUGCAAAAAUAAUAAUAAUAAUCCCCCAGCCAGAUUUAAUUAUCUCCAGUCUGUACGUCUUUCUGAUUUGAGGUGUGUUUCUACAGACGACAACUUGUUUUUGUGGUCGGAUUUAAGUAAUCGUCACGAAAUCACCAUUCCUUGACCAAGACAUUGGUCAACAACAACGGCCACAUCAAAUGCUCUCCGCCAUAUUUGGUCUUUUGGGCAAACCGAGAAGUCCCAUCCUCCGUUCCUCCGAGCGCAGAGGCUGAUGGGACCCGGAACCCACAUCCGAUGGGCACCUGGCUGCAGGAGACCCCUUCCCCUAAAAGAGAGGAAUGCCAGGGCAGUCAAUAUAUCUCUCCGGAGCGGAGUCAAAAAAACAUCCGAGAAGGGGGAAGAAAAUGGAAGAAACAAAUAAGAACAAUCUCCUUUUUUUUACAAUUCUCUCCUUUAAAAUGGAGCAUUGAAGCUGCCUCCCCUUAGCGCGUCUCUUUUCAAAGGGAGGCUGAAGUUCGGAUGCCAAAUGCGCAUAUUUUUAAAGCACCCGUCUCUUCCCGUUUGAAAAAAAAGUGUUUUUCCAGUCCCGGAUUGUGUUUUUACGGCAAAAGAGGCAAACCCAUCAGGCUCUCUCUCCGCGCGCCGACAGCUCCUUGGCAUCCCCGCGCGAUCCGGAUUCCUGUCGGGUGAGGCUGGUUUGGUGAGCUGGCACAGAAGAACGCGGCUGGCUUGCAAAAUCCUGCCGCGUUGCCCAAUUUAUUUUUCUGCUUCCUCGGUUUUUCCUCCCCUGGGACACCCCCCCUCUUCAGGUCCACCCGAAAAUCACCUCUCCAGGCCUCGCCUGGCACCUUAACGUGCCUUAUCGCCAGCGAGCACUUUUUCCUGGAUUUUUGCCCCGACCGGUUGCCCCAGGAAAUGUGCUCGGAGAACGUAACGCAUCUCCGUACCUCGGCACCCAUCCGGGGACGGGAAUUCUGGGAGUCGAAGUCCCCAAACCUUCAAAAGUGGCCAAGCUUGGACAUCCUCCUGACUUCCACCGGUGAAUCGGAAUUAAAUCCGGAAUCCCAAUCCGUAGGAAAUUAGCGUCGUUUUCAUCAAGGCAUGACUUUCCAUUCCACCCCAAACUCAAAUUUUAUCCCCAAGCUCAACUCCAAAUGUUUCCUAUUCCCAAACUCUCUUCAGACCGCUGGCUGUGAGAUCUGGUGGCAGAGAGUUCCACGGGAUCUGGAAGAUGGCUUAUUAUUAUUAUUAUUAUU